Messenger RNA from Epithele typhae, 1266 nucleotides. RefSeq names its product eukaryotic translation initiation factor 5C. The transcript has 6 exons. The record is from RefSeq and is a predicted model, not a curated record. NCBI's taxonomy places the organism in Eukaryota, Fungi, Basidiomycota, Agaricomycetes, Polyporales, Epitheliaceae. Gene Ontology annotation, cellular component: cytoplasm; membrane. Gene Ontology annotation, molecular function: protein binding. The coding region runs from base 1 to 1266 and encodes 421 amino acids.
AUGUCUCAGCAAGCCGCUGCAAAGCCUUCGCUCCAGGGGGUCCGCAUCAAAGCAAGGAAAGGUGCCGUCAAGGCCCACGCUAAGCACGAGCCCACCAUCUUCAGAGACCAAGUCCUCAAACACCUCGAAAACGUCCCGCCCAACGACUUCGACGCCGUCACCAACAAACUAGUACAGGCCGGCUCCACUCUCGAGUACCUCAAGUAUGCCGACGCCCUCUUCGAGCUCCUCCUCGUCGGUGGCCUCCUCCAGCCCGGCGGCCAGUACGUCGACGACGGCACCCCGAUCUCCCCUUUCUCCCUCCUCAACGCCAAGGAGCCUGUGGAGGUGGCGGACGUGAAGCAGUACGUCGAGGUCCUCAACAAACUAAUCCGCAGAUACAAGUACCUCCAGCGCCCGCUCGAGGAGCGAUCGCUCCCGAACCUGCUCCAGUACAUGAACCGGUGGCCCGACGUCCAGCGGGAGAAGAUUUCGUACGCCAUUGGGCUCUUGAUGUCCCAAGGCCUCGCGAGCGCCAGCGCCCUCUCAAGCCUGACGAAGGACCACCUCGUCAAGAACGACCUCUCCGCGAACGUCGUCUCGCUCGCCUUCCGCGCGUACCUCAGCGCGCAGUCGAUGGAGCACCUCGCCGGCACCCUCAAGCGCGGCGGCAUCCGCGACCUCCUCCUCUUCUUCCCGCCGAGCAAGCGCGACGACCGCACCCUCGACGCGCACUUCCGCGCCGCCGGCCUGCCCCAGGUCGCGGACUGGUGGACGAAGCGCCAGUACGCGUCCCUCAAGGAGGCCGUCAUCGCCCAGCUGCGGGAGAUGCUCGCGCGCGGGGACACGCACGCGGACGUCGUCGCCGCCCUGCGCGCGCGCCAGGACGAGGCGCCCCUGCCCGAGGCCGAGCUCGUGUCGUGCAUCUGGCAGGGCCUGAUCGCCUCGGUCGAGUGGAGCGCGAGGCAGGACCAGAACGAGGCGCUUGCGUUGCGGGAGAUCGCGGGCUUCUCGGACAUCAUCGAGCCGUUCUGCAACGGCCCGAAGACGGAGGUCGCGCUCAUCAACACGGUGCAGGUGUACUGUUACGAAGACACGCGGAUCAUCAAGGCGUUCCCCCAGGUUCUCAAGGUGUUGUACAACAAGGACUGUAUCUCCGACCAAGCUAUUAUCUAUUGGCACCAGAAGGGGUCCAAGCCGCAGGGCAGGCAGCACUUCCUCCAGGCCGCGCAGCCCCUCGUCAAGUUCUUGCAGGAAGAGGAGAGCGACGAUGAAGACGAGGAGUGA